Molecule: messenger RNA, 2065 nt
Organism: Hydra vulgaris (swiftwater hydra)
Lineage: Eukaryota; Metazoa; Cnidaria; Hydrozoa; Anthoathecata; Hydridae
Source: RefSeq, a predicted model, not a curated record
AAUUUUAAAGGUUUAAUAAAAAAGUUUGUUAUCAUUUGAUCAAUUAAUUGUUAAAAUGGUUCCGACAACAACAGACUCCAUGAAAUUUAAAAAUGGUGGGCAUAUUGGAAUACCAUCACGAGAAUUUCACGUGCAUUAUGCAGCGGUUAGCGAAAAUGCUGUUCAGGAAACUUCAAGUGCUCAAAUUAUUUAUGUAUAUUGUUCGCCUCGCAUGAAACAUACAUUAAGCUUGCUUUGGAAGCUUAUCUUGUUAUCUUACGUUAUCGCAGCUCCAUUAUUUAUUUACUUUUUACAAAAAGACUGCGAAGAAAACACGGCCAUAUUGUUUAGACUAGAAAAUAACUAUGCAAAUUACAUAAAACACACUGAAAAAGAUAACUCAAAAAGAGUGCGCAGAGAGAUAGCCAGUAAUAACUCUUUAGAAAUUGGCCUAAAAAUAUUUAAAGAAACUUACAAUACAAAACCAAUCAAUGAUGUGGAGAAAAGCAUUUCAAAUCAACUUAGCACAUUUCAAAAAAAGCUAGAAGUAUAUGCAACAAGAAUGGAAAACGUGAAAGCUGCUGAAGAAUGGAUAAAUAGAAUAUAUCGCAUGUAUUCAAAUAAAACAUCUUUGGCUUGCGAUUGCAAUGGAAAAAAACUAGUUGAAAACUGCGUCAACGUAAAUUAUACAGAAAAAAGUCAAACAAUGGAACAAAGUAUUAAAGGACCUCAAGGUCCAAAAGGUGAUAAGGGAGAAAAAGGUGAACCAGGUCCAUCAGGAGCACCAGGCCAUAGUAUUAAUUGUGCACCUAUAAAAAACAAUUCAAUAAUUUACAUCAAGUGGGGUAGCAAAGAAUGUAACCAAAAUGCUACAUUACUUUACAAUGGUUACAUAAGUGGCGCUGUUUCUACUCAAAAAGGUGAUGGCUCAAACUAUUUGUGUCUUCCUCAACAACCAUCGUAUCGGAAUGUUAACUCUUCAAAUUUAAGUAAAAGCAGCAACAAUAAAAAAGAAAGCAACAAGUUUGCACAAAUAACUGGAAUCACUCAUUUAAAUGGAAAACAAAUUGAUUGUUCAGUUUGCGAAAGGUAUAGCAAAAAUAAUGUCCUUAUGAUACCAGCUGAAACGAAAUGCCCAAUUGGUUGGUUAACGGAAUAUAAAGGUAUGCUUAAAACUCGUCUCAAUAGCAGAACUGAAUAUAUUUGCGUUUAUGGAGAAACUAAUGAAGAUAAUGGUCAGUUAAGAUACGUGGAAGUGUCUAAUUGUAACUUUUUAAAAUGCGAAGCGCAAGGUUACCAAAACAAUGUACCACUUUCUUGCGUAGUAUGUACAAAAUGAGGUAUAAAUGAUAUGCAGUUACUCUUUAGGAUUGCUUGAUUGGCUGACUGCUUCACGUAAAAAAUCAACUUUAAAAUAUACAUUAUUAAUUUUACUAUUCUCAAAGAUCUAUAAAAAUUACUUAGGUCUACAAAGCAAAUAAAUUAUUUAACAAAAUAAACGUGGUUACCUUGGAUACUAAAUACUGUAAAUAUUCAAAAUUGUGUUAUUUAUUCGAGAGUAUCAAAUUUGGUUUUAAAAUCAUAUAGUAAUUUUAUUGAUUUUUUUUUUACUAUAAUGUAGCAAACUUAUUAGUUUACAUUUAAAAUGCAACUUUCCAUGUUACACUUAAUAUCAACGAUACACUCAAUAUCAACGAUACACUCAAUAUCAACGAUAUACUCAAUAUCAACGCCACACUCAAAUCAACGCUUCCUUCAAUAUCAAUGCUACACUCAAUAUAAAUGGCGUAUAUGCAAAAUACCUUUAAACGGCACACGUGCGCCUUUCGAAGUUAUUUAUGAAGUGAAUGAAAUUUGAGAUAUUCAGAUUUAAAAUUUAGGCUUACUUAAUAUUAGAUUAUUUAAUUCGAAAAAUAUUUAUUCAUUAUAUUUUUCAUUAGUUUAAAUGACAUGAGGCAUAACUAUACCAUCUGAUGCCCGUGGCAAAUUAUUGGAUGGACCUCCUCAGAACAAAUUGUCACAUUGUAUAUGAAUUUUGAUAAACCUUAAAAAAUUUGAAAUAAAAAUUGAAUAACUUAAAAAGUUA